UCAUUAUUGGCUCUAGAGGGAAUCACAACAACAAGGAAAGCAUAAGUCCAACAAUCUGCCAUUGCAUGCCUUUGUGACUGCACUGGUGGAAGGGCAAGAAAAUGCUGGAAGAUGAAGAACAAACAACCUCCCAGCUCCCGCUCUUGGGGGUUAUCAUGUGCUGCACCUCAAUAACUCCGGAAAGACGUACUGAACUUGCAGCAAUGGCAACCGAGAUGGGGGCUGUACACAAGCUGGAUCUUACCGCCGAUGUGACACAUCUGAUCGUUGGCGAUACAGAAACUCCAAAAUACCGAUAUGUUGCCAAGGAGCGCCCAGAUGUGCAAGCUUUGAGUCCGAGUUUUGUGGAAGCCGUUCGGGAGACCUGGCUUGAAGGCGGUGAAACGGAUGUGAAGGCGCUUGAGGAAGAGCACAAGCUUCCUUCCUUUGAAGGCUUACGAAUUUGCUUGACUGGGUUCAAUAUUCUCGAGGAGAGGCAGGCCCUAAUCGACGCAAUUAUCAACAACGGGGCAGCGUACCAUGGAGAUUUAACAAAGGCUGUCACGCAUUUGAUAGCCUAUACGCCAGAGGGUAAAAAAUACCAAUAUGCUACGGAAUGGGGCCUACGGGUGGUGGCAAGAGAAUGGUUGAGCGAUAGCCUGGAGCGAGGCAUGCGACUUGACGAGAAUCUCUAUCAUCCAUUGAUACCAGAAGCGGCUAGGGGAGAGGGUGCCUGGGUACGGGAGCCAAAAUCUCCGUUCAAUGCGAAAAAGAGAGUUCGCCGAGACGCUGGUGAGAUGGCACUAGAACCAGGGAGGAGGAAACUACGACGCACGGCAAGCACAAAACUCGGAAGCCAAAACGAAGGAAUUUGGAAUGAUAUUGUCGGCGCUGCAGCGCCAGUUAAAGAGGUCGUAAAGAAUGAAUGGGAGGAGGAUGAUCCUUCCCCUCUUCCAGAUGGCCGAACCCUUUCAUUUGGGAGGGCAUCAUUCCGUUCGGACGCUGUGGACCCAGAGCCUCCAAAGACCAUCGCGUCUCGGUCGUUUCCGACCAUCAGUGGUGGUCAGGGUGAACAAGUACAGUCUCCAGGAGGGACGGACUCGGGAAUGCUUCAUGGCUUACGGUUCUGCAUACAUGGCUUUAAUCAGCGAAAGGCUGCAAUCCUUACGGAUCAUCUUCAUUCCCACGAUGCACAUAUUGUCCCAAACCUUAAUGGCAUCUCGUCACAGUCUCGUGAGGAUGCUUUAAAUUCGUACCUUAUGAUUCCUCAUGAUAUGGAAUCCUCGGAUAUUCCUAGAUUCCCCGAGAGUGUUUGCGCGCCCAUGACCGUCACUGAAUGGUGGCUAGAACGCUGUUUGUAUCGAAAAUGCCGGGUCGAUCCUUUGACCGAUGUGAUGAGCAAGCCGUUUCCAUCGUUUCCCAUACUAGGGUUUGAAAAAUUGGCAAUAUGUUCAACAGCUUUUAGCGGAACCGACCUUAUGCAUGUAGCCAAAGCAUCGAGGCAGCUUGGUGCUCAAUACGACGAGUUCCUGACACCUAAAGCGUCUGUUCUUGUGUGCAAUUCCAGCUUGUCCAACAAGGAGAAGCUCCGGCAUGCUUUAGAAUGGGACAUUCCAGCGGUUCGAGCCGAAUGGCUCUACGACAGCAUAGCUCAAGCUCAGGUAGAACCUUUCGAGAAAUACCUGAUUGUCUCAAAUGAGAGCCGGGUCAGAGUGCUAGAGAGGUCCAAGAGCUUGAGUGGCAGUGCACCUCAUGAGCGAAAUAGUUUGGGCAGAAGCAAGUCGUUUUCUGCUCGCGAAGUUAAACAGCCUCACACAUCGUCAGCAAUCCCUCAACAAGAUAGCCACAAUCGGUCUGUAGGCAGGUCAUUACAAAAGUCCGCAAGCAUCGGUAUGCCUGUAGAUACGGCAUUCAAAGCUACCACAACCAAGGCAAGUUCAACAAUACGCGUGCACUCGUUACUGCGGCAUCACGAAACUACAACAUUACCUCGGCCGCAGGAACCUCUUCAAGAUAUUGGACUAGCCGUUAACUCUCGCAAAAAGCGCUCUUCACAAUCGCCCGUUCCCGAUGCUCAGACGGUCCCUGAAGGCGCAAAAUCAUUUGACAGUGCGGCGAAAGAUGAGAGUUUCUCAGACGAACUUCGUAAUCCGCAAAUAACGACGGCCGAAAAUCCCAAAAACUCCUCCAAAUCCAAAUCAUUCGCAUCGUCCACAUCGAAUCAUAGUUUCAGCCAGGAUCUCAAAAAUUCCCUUGCUUCCCUCCUCGCCAUGAAGCGCACCGCAAGCGUCCCUCCAAGCGAAAAUGUCUCGGAAGAUAAUUCCGCCGCCGCUCCCAAGGUUGAUGAUCCCUCGAAGGCCCCUCGUCGUCUUCAGAAACGUCGGCUGUUUGGCCGCGCCCCGUCGAACUUGUCCUCGCUCCUCUCCAAUUCAUUCUCGCGCAGCGAAUCCGCCGAUCUAACCACCAGUGGCAAUGCUGAUCCUGCUGUGAGCGGUUCAGAAUCUGCGCCGCCAGGGACGAGUGCAAACACGGCUGAUUCGCGACCUACUAGCGCUGGCAGUCUCUCCCUUCCUCCAGAGGACUUUGACAAUGAAGACCAUCCUCCUCUACCUAGCCAGGCAGUCUCGUAUGACGACCCACAUGUACAAGCCCAACGCGAAAAAAUGGUUCGCAAAAUGAGCGGCAAGAGCGGCGAGCCUGUUGACGAGGAUGACUCCUUGCUGGUUGCUGAACGCCAAAAACGUCGACCUAGGGAAAGCAUCGGCGUCGUGCAGGAUUUGAGAGAGAAUGGACGAGGGAGGGUCACCAGACAGAGACGACAACCUGGUUUUUAGUCAGAUUCUUCUUGACUGUUUUCCUUGUUAUUACUUAUUACCCUUUUACUUGCCUUUUGCAUUGCCUGCGUCGUCUUCGUGUUUACAUUGUUUACAUUUUUCCAACGAAAGUAUUCAGCCCCCUGGAUCUGAUUCAAUUGCAUUAGCUUUGGUUUUGGCUCGGUUUGGGUGGGUUUGCUAUGAUAUUGAAACUUUGCAUCGGGUUGGCUUGGACUGGGUUGGGUUGGAAGCAUUUACAGUGUCUUGCAUUGCAAUUUCUUUUAUGAGCGUCAAGCAGCUCUUCAUUACGAAUAUAUACCCCGACAGAGAUUAUAUAGUCG
This is a messenger RNA of Xylona heveae TC161, 3133 nucleotides long. RefSeq lists its product as hypothetical. The transcript is spliced from 7 exons. NCBI's taxonomy places the organism in Eukaryota, Fungi, Ascomycota, Xylonomycetes, Xylonales, Xylonaceae. The record is from RefSeq and is a predicted model, not a curated record. Gene Ontology annotation, biological process: mitotic DNA replication checkpoint signaling; DNA replication initiation; mitotic G2 DNA damage checkpoint signaling. Bases 102 to 2813 code for a protein of 903 amino acids.